Molecule: messenger RNA, 1771 nt
Organism: Tupaia belangeri chinensis (Chinese tree shrew)
Lineage: Eukaryota; Metazoa; Chordata; Mammalia; Scandentia; Tupaiidae
Gene: NOX3
Product: NADPH oxidase 3
Exons: 14
Coding region: 1-1704 (567 amino acids)
Biological process (GO): superoxide anion generation; defense response
Cellular component (GO): plasma membrane; NADPH oxidase complex
Molecular function (GO): superoxide-generating NAD(P)H oxidase activity
Source: RefSeq, a predicted model, not a curated record
AUGGGUUGCUGGGUUUUAAAUGAGAGUCUCUCUGUCAUAUUAGCACUCUUGUGGCUGGGAGUGAAUUUAUAUCUGUUUAUUGACACAUUCUGUUGGUAUGAAGAGGAAGAGUCUUUCCUUUACACACGAGUCAUCCUGGGUUCAACAUUGGCUUGGGCCCGAGCAUCUGCCCUGUGCCUGAAUUUUAACUGCAUGCUAAUCCUAUUACCUAUCAGUCGAAACCUUAUUUCAUUCAUGAGAGGAACAAGUAUGUGCUGCAGAGGACCAUGGAAAAGGCAAUUGGACAAAAACCUCAAAUUCCAUAAAUUGGUCGCCUACGGGAUAGCUGUUAAUGCAACCAUCCACGUUGUGGCGCAUUUGUUCAACCUGGAGCGCUACUGCUUGAGCCAGUCUGAGGAGGCUGAGGGACUUCUGGCUGCACUCUCCAAACUUGGCAGCACCCCAAAUGAGAGCUACCUCAAUCCUGUCCGGACCUCCCACACCAAUGCAGCCACCGCGUUGCUAACAACAAUAGCGGGUAUUACAGGCCUGGUGAUCUCUCUGGCUUUGGUCUUGAUCAUGACAUCUUCAACUGAGUUCAUCAAACAGGUCUCCUAUGAGUUGUUCUGGUACACACACCAUGUUUUCAUCAUCUUCUUUAUCAGUCUGGCUAUCCACGGAGCAGGUCAGAUCGUUCGAGGCCAAACCCCAGAGAGUCUCCUGCUACACAACGUCACCUUCUGCAGAGACCACUAUGCUGAAUGGCAGACAGCCGCCCACUGCCCCACGCCUCAAUUUUCUGGCAAGGAACCCUCGGCUUGGAAGUGGGUUUUAGGCCCCGUGGUCUUGUAUGCAUGUGAGAGAAUAAUUAGGUUCUGGCGAUUUCAACAAGAAGUUGUCAUUACCAAGGUGGUAAGCCAUCCCUCCGGAGUCCUAGAACUUCACAUGAAAAAGCGUGACUUCAAAAUGGCGCCUGGGCAGUACAUCUUCAUCCAGUGCCCGUCCAUCUCCUCGCUGCAAUGGCACCCCUUCACCCUGACCUCCGCACCGCAGGAGGAUUUUUUCAGUGUGCACAUCCGGGAAGCAGGAGACUGGACAGCAGCCUUAUUUAAGGCCUUCAGGGCGGAGGGACAGGCCCUCCGGGAGCCCUGGAGCCUACCAAGGCUGGCAGUGGAUGGGCCAUUUGGAGCUGCCCUGACAGAUGUGUUUCACUAUCCAGUGAGCAUGUGCAUCGCGGCAGGAAUCGGAGUCACUCCCUUCGCUGCACUUCUGAAAUCUAUAUGGUACCGAUGCUGUGAGUUGCAGACCGAGCUGAUGCUGAGCAAGGUGUAUUUCUACUGGAUUUGCCGAGACGCAAGGGCUUUCGAGUGGUUUGCUGAUCUCUUACUCUCGCUGGAAACACGGAUGAGUGAGCGAGGGAAAAUUCACUUGCUGAGUUAUCGUAUAUUUCUUACUGGCUGGGAUGAAAAUCAGGCUAUUCACAUAGCUUUACACUGGAAUGAAAAUACAGACGUGAUUACAGGCUUAAGGCAGAAAACCUUCUAUGGGAGACCUAACUGGAACAACGAGUUCAAGCAGAUCGCCUACGAUCAUCCCAGCAGCAGCAUCGGGGUGUUCUUCUGUGGACCGAAAGCUCUCUCAAAGACACUUCAAAGGAUGUGCCGCUUAUAUUCAUCAGUUGACCCCAGGGGUGUUCAUUUUUAUUACAACAAGGAAAGCUUCUAGACUUUGAAGGUUUUCAAUCAAGUUACUGACUCCAAAGAACUCUACCAGGAAUUCCUGCAGCUGCCUG